UGUCUCUUCACUGUGACGGCCGCACUCGACUUCACAUCCCGCAUCACAGCACAAACAACGGCGGGGAGGGCGACACGAUGGCGGCCUGCCUCCGCUGCCGCCGCCGCCUCCCCCUCUCCCCUCCGGCGGCGCCGCUGGAAGACGACGGCCUGCUCUCUGAGAACCUCCUCCGCCUCCCCCCGCAGCCCUCCUCCCUCCCGCGCGCCUCCGCCGUCUGCAGCCGCCUCCUCUCCGACCCCGCCUUCCGCCGCCGCUUCCGCAUCCACCACCGCGGCAGCGCUCUCCUCCUCGGCUCCUUCAUCCAUUACCCCGGAAUCACCUUCCAGCCAGCGCCCGACGCCCCCGACCGCCUCCCCCUCGAGCAAUUCCGCCUGAAGCUCGACGACCACUACAUCGCCCUCGGAUGCCGCCAUGGCCUCGCGCUCUUCUUCCUCCCGAUCCGGCUCCAGGUGCUCGUGUGGGACCCCCUCGCCGGCCACCAGCUCCGCCUGGCCGUUCCCCCGGAUUUCGAGUUCCAGGGGGCCAAGGGUGAUAUCAGCGGGGCGGUGCUUCGCGCCGCCGGAGACGUCGACCACUUCCGGGUGGUCCUGGUAGGCUGCGACGGGGAGCAGCCUAGAACCGCGCUCGCCUGCGUUUACUCGUCGGAGACCGGCGUAUGGGGUGGUUGCGUCUCAACGCCGAUUCCAUCCGAGGGUUUGUUCAUUUUCAGGGGCGAGCCCGCUAUGUUGGCAGGGGAUCGCCUUCACUGGUCUGUUACCGUGGCAGGAUCAAGAGGUAUCCUGAAGUUUGAUUUGGAUAGGCAGAGCCUAGAUCUGAGUUUGCUGCCAGGGGAUUAUUACACCCCGCUCAGUCCCGAAUUCACUGUUGUGCGAGCAGAGGGUGGCCGGAUGGGUUUCCUGUUCUUACACCGAUUUAUCGCCGAAUUGUGGAGUACGAAGCGCAAUCGUGACGGUGUCGAAAUAUGGACGCCAGGAAGAAGUAUUGAACUGGACAAGUUACUUGGGCUAAAUUCAGAGAAAGAGCCCCCACAGAUGAUAGGGUAUGCGGAGGAAAACAAUGCGGUGUUCUUCAGGGCAGCUGACGCUGACUACAUGGUCCAUCUUGAGUCAUUGCAGUUCAACAAACUCCCCAAGACAACCGUCGGUUCUUACUAUCAUCCAUUCGAAACUGUCCAUACUCCAGAGCCUGGAUCUGAGCUUGCUGCCAGGGGAUUAUUGCCUUCACUGGUUGUGCGAGCAGAGGGUGGUGGGAAGGGUUUCCUGUUCUUAUACCGAUUUACCGCCGAAUUAUGGAGUACGAAGCGCAAUCGCGACGGUGUCGAAAUAUGGGCGCCAGGAAGAAGUAUUGAACUGGACAAGUUACUUGGGCUGAAUUCAGAGAAAGAGCCCCCACAGAUGAUAGGGUAUGCGGAGGAAAACAAUGCGGUGUUAUUCAGGACAGUUGACGCUGACUACAUGGUCCAUCUUGAGUCACUGCAGUUCAACAAACUCCCCAAGACAACCGUCGGUUCUUACUAUCAUCCAUUCGAAACUGUCCAUACUCCAGUGCCCAGUCUUCGAUGGAGAAUCAAAUUUUGGCUGUGCCCCCUUUACAACUGCAACUUCGGAUGCCAUAUCCCCCAUUAGUGGCCUGUGUUUGUGUUGAUUGUGUUAUAUUAUAACUGGUCAGCGGCAUGAGGCUUGGAGUGUGCUUCUAUAACCACUUUGUACAGGACUUGUGAAGACUCAUUUGUAGGUGCUCUCGCCAUGCGCCUUGGUUGUGUUACUAAAUAUAAUAUGGUUGUCAAGACAUAUUUGUGUACCUAUGAAAGUGAUGGAUGUAAUAUUAUGCAAAGAUGUGUGUUCUUAUGGCCCUGCUCAUCAGAUUUUCCAUAUGUAUGUAAGUUUUUUUUUGGCAUUUAUAUAUGUAUAUAAGGUUUGGUUGAA
Triticum aestivum (bread wheat) is the source of this 1925-nucleotide messenger RNA. RefSeq lists its product as uncharacterized. Lineage: Eukaryota; Viridiplantae; Streptophyta; Magnoliopsida; Poales; Poaceae. Bases 78 to 1625 code for a protein of 515 amino acids. The transcript is spliced from 4 exons. The record is from RefSeq and is a predicted model, not a curated record.